UCCACACAGACGCGUUUUCUGGUGGAAUUCUGAAGGUCUUGAACAUCGCACACCUACAGACAUGGCGGAAUGCACACGUUUACCUCAUGUUAGAGAUUAUCACGCAGAUCAAAUUGUGCACGUGAAAAGAGAGGAGACAGGAGACACUGUAUGGCAACAGGAGGGACAAGAGAACGUGCUCUCUGUAACAUGUACGGAGCAGAGCAGCCAGGGUUCGGCGAACAAUACGUCUUCUGAAUGGGAGACAAUGCACACAUGUGUGCCUCCUGUUAGAGAGUGCAACGCAGACCAAACUGUAGACACAACGCACAUCAAAAAGGAGGAGACAGGAGACACUGGAUGGCAACAGGAACAAGAUAACGUGCUCUCUGGAACAUGUGCGGGGCAAAGCAGCCAGGGUUCAGCGAACAACACGUCUUCAGAAUCGAGCAGAAGGCACGCUGACCGUCCAUUGAUUAUGAGAGUUGCUGCACCCAUUCGCUCUGACAUGGAUGAAAAGCUCACUAGGGUUUUUCGACAAGAAAAGGAGGUAAACGGUAUUCUCUGCUCAGCUGUGGAGUUUUGGAUGGACACAAAUCAGACAAAAUUCCUCAUCCAAGUGGAACUGGGAAAGAAUAACGGUCACGGGCACUAUAAGUGUCCAUGGCCUUCAUGUUGGUACGGAAGAAAGGCGAGGCAUCACGUUGCAGACCACAUCAGGAAAGUACACAUGGGUCCCAACUUUUGUCCGGAAUGUGGCCACAUGACCAAGUCCCUAGGAGCGAUCCACAAGCAUCGCAAGCGAACAGGACAUAACACAGGACCGUCACCGCUGUUUAGCAUAUACCAGCUUGCUGCCAUCAAAAGUUACUCUAGAGAAGUAUGUAGCGAAUUUGGUGUUUACCUUUCUGAAGUACAGUAGCGUUUUGCCUGUGAUUAAUUUUGAGAUAUGUAAAUAGAAUCAGAAUUGAGAUUAAUCAAGUUGUUUAAACCCUCAUGUGUGGUGACCAUGUUAACUGUAGUUAACAGUAGUGCGCCUGCUAGCUACUCUUUAUUAAUAUAUGGAAACUAGAUACCGAUGUGGAUAGUCUCCUUGCAAGCAGAUGUAGGGUCCGGCACACUCCUAAUGUUUAGUACUUAAUGUUCCUUGCAACUGUUGGAAUGUCAG
This is a messenger RNA of Branchiostoma floridae (Florida lancelet), 1147 nucleotides long. RefSeq lists its product as uncharacterized. The record is from RefSeq and is a predicted model, not a curated record. The coding region runs from base 62 to 901 and encodes 279 amino acids. NCBI's taxonomy places the organism in Eukaryota, Metazoa, Chordata, Leptocardii, Amphioxiformes, Branchiostomatidae. The transcript is spliced from 2 exons.